AUGGCUGAGCCGCUACGACUCCUAACUCGAUCGGGCAACUCAUGGGCCUGGGGCUCUGAACAGCAGAUAAAAGCAACCAUUUCAAGCGAAACUUGUCUUGCCUUUUUCAGCCGUCAUCGAAAGACGGAGCUUCGUGUCGACGGGUCGCCCUUUGGGGUAGGUGCCAUACUCUGUCAAGUUCAGCAGGAUAGGACAUCGCGACCAGUGGCGUACGCUAGUCGUUCACUUGUAGAUGUAGAGCGCAGAUACAGCCAACUGGAACAAGAAGCUCUCAGCGUCAAGUUUGGCUGCCUUAAGUUCGUCCAUUACCUGAAUGGCGAUUCCAGGUUCACAGUGAUUACAGACCACAAGCCGGGCUCACAGUGA
Molecule: messenger RNA, 366 nt
Organism: Paramuricea clavata
Lineage: Eukaryota; Metazoa; Cnidaria; Anthozoa; Malacalcyonacea; Plexauridae
Source: the annotation of a GenBank genome assembly